Molecule: messenger RNA, 3069 nt
Organism: Sebastes umbrosus (honeycomb rockfish)
Lineage: Eukaryota; Metazoa; Chordata; Actinopteri; Perciformes; Sebastidae
Product: transmembrane protein 272-like
Exons: 5
Coding region: 1230-1793 (187 amino acids)
Source: RefSeq, a predicted model, not a curated record
UACCCAUAGAACCCAUUUGCAUUAACAUAUCUUGAGGUCAGAGGUCAAGGGACCCCUUUGAAAAUGGCCAUGCCAGUUUUUCCUCGCCAAAAUGUAGAAUAAGUUUGAGCGUUAUUUAGCCUCCUUCAACGGUCACAGAUACUGUCCAGGCAUUGAGCGAUGUUAUAUUUCCAACUGCCCAUCUUUAUACCUUCAACACACAUACAUGAAAUACAUCACCACACAUCAGUCAGUAUUUUCACUGGCUACACCUGUUUGUUUUUCUGUCAGCUCAUGGGUCAAUACACUCACAAUGUUUGCUUACCCGUACCGUCAUACUUUGUACCCCGAAAGAGAUCAAUGUCAGUGUCUUCUGUACUCAGCAUAAAACAGAAUAGAAUAAUAAAGCUUAAAUUAUUCCUUUAUAUACCAUUAAAUGAAUGUUUAUAUGUUUAUACUUAUACUUGUACACGCUGUACCUUUAAAUGAGGUUUCUUUCUUCUUUUUUUUCUUUCAUUAUUUGAUCAAUAAAUCUUCAUCUCUGCAUUUAGCUUUCACUGGUGAGUUCCAACCAUUCUGCCAAUCUUGUCAAACUAAAAGACACUUUUUAGGAAUCACUUGAAUAUUGUAUACUAUUCAAAAGCAUAUUUUUAUUUUGGCGAACUGAAUGUGUAUUUUAACCAACCAUAAGCAGGUGCACUCAGUUUUCACUGUUCAACUGUUCUACAGAAGAUAUAGACAUGAGAAAAUGUGUGAUGCAAGUGCACUGUGUGUAUUUAAUACCACACUGAUGAGAGCUGAUAAUACAGUUUUUCCCUGUCUGAGUAACUGCAAGUGCACCACAUAGUCUUCUCCGUGCUGGAUUGCAUUAAUUUGGCCACUCGUGCUGCACGAUGCAAUCCUAUUAAGAUUUAUUGAUCAAUGAAUUUUCAAAAUGUAAAAUGUCAGAAAUGUGAGGUUUGCAAGAGAAAUAUGACACCAUGUGACUAUAGUUUGUGGUUUAAAACACACUCUGCGUGCAGAUAGUUUGUAUCAGAUGACAGAUUGUAUCAUUAUUUCCUCAAAGCACAGAGUUGCGAAACAGUUGUUGAAAUACGUUGGUUUGAAACAACAUGUCUUAACAUCCUGCCCAAACAGCAAAAGGAUGUGCACAAAGUUGACUGCUUGAAGUGACUAACGCCGACACUCUUUAGUGAAUACUGGAGGAAGAAAAAAGGCUUUAAAGUGUCUCCAUUCAGAGCUGGACAGAUAUGAACGCGUCUCCAGAUGUCGAAGGCAGGCCUCGAAGACCUGUGGUCAUUUCAUCACUUGUUGUGGUGAAUAUUAUUUGGUGGAUGGUUAUGAUUGCAGCCAUUGGUUUCGGGGCCACACAUCUGAGCCGAUGUCCAGUACAACCCAAAAUCCCCAUUUACCUGAUAGUGCUGGGAGCAACCAGCCUCCUCUCUCUGUCUCUGACCUACACCAAAACCACCUGGGGGGACGGCAUGGGGUUCUUCAUGUGCACGUCCUGCACGGCCUUCCUACACCUCUUCAGUUUCGGCUGGUUCAUUGCAGGCAAUACCUGGGUUUAUCCUGUCUAUCCUCCCGACUACACACCUGGAACACCGCGAUACUGCCAUAAGACAACCUACAUGUUUGCCUUCAUUGUCACCACCCUGGUGUGGGUCCUUUCAACUCUCAUGUUCGUCUGUGGAUGUUGCUUCGCUCUUGUGACCUGCUGUAAGACUGUAGUUGCAGGACGCAGAUUGAUACGCAACAGCGAUAGAUACUAUGGUGCAACAACAAGUGAAGACUCCACUGCUGGUGAUGUGUGAUUUACAUUUUUGUUCAAAUGUCUAAGGAAUUUAAAUUGAGUUUGACAGGAGUGAAACUUUUCCCAAAUUGUGACAGUAGUGAUUCUGCUCCUGAUGCUGAGGGUUAUUUUUAUUUUUUUGUGCGUUUUUUUUUUUUACAGAUGUAGAGUUGUACUGUGGGUAUUAAAGUUGUGGGCAGCUACAAGUAAAAGUAUUUAAACAACAGCUCUCAAAGGAAGAUUUGGCUUUCUGCAAUCUUCCUGUAAACGCUUGAAGAAAGGUGUCUCACUUCACUUGAGACUUAAGUAAAAUUUUUGCAACAUUUCAAUACGUUGGUUUAUACUGGACACAAGGUGCUGAGCUGAGGCAGCUCUGUUGCACCUGAUUCAACUGUUAUCAGGCCAUUAAAUAGGUGUCAUCAGUCACUAUAAGCACCAUAGAUGUGGGUCAUGUUGUGACGAGGUAGAUGUGGCCUACUACACCUACUACGUUGUAAAAGUGAAACUUAAAAGCAACGCAUUCUAACAUGUUGUAAAACUGAAUGAAACGUCACGUUUUGAGCACAAACAAAAAUGCUUCUUUAGUAUUAGGCAACAAAACUACAACUUCUUUAGGAUUAGGCAACCAAACUACAACUUCUUUAGGUUUAGGCAACAAAAAACACUUGGUUAAGUUCAGUUUUGGAUAAAAAUAACUACGGACGCAAACACAACUACAUAUUGUUGGUUUCACACAGGAUGCGAACUACAGCGCCUGACUUCCGCGUCUGCUGUUAUCAUAAUUACUACGGUCGCUAGAGGUCGCUGUUGUGUUAUUUUAUAUCAUCUUUCGGUGAUUUACCAUGUGAAUAGAUGAUAAAACCUACUAGUGGGUGUAGUAGGCCCCUAUUGACCCACAUCUAUGGGGCUUAUAGCGACUGAUAACGUCUAUUUAAUAGCCUGACAACAGUCUAAUGAAUCUGUCCAGCUUAAUUUAACAUUAGUCACUCUCCACAGGGUGUGUUGUCAAAUUUAAGAACAGCAUUGUCACAUCAUGUACUUCCUGUUGACACCAACAGUUAACAUUUGAGCUGACAGAAGAGAUGUUGUUAGAUAAUCAGGUGGCAGCUAAUACUGAUUCAGCAUUGAGAUAGAGAAUAAAUUGUUAUUGGUAGUGUGGUUUUAUAUUCUCCUCUGUUAUGUGUGUUAGUUGUUUGUUUUUUUUUUGCAGUGGAAUAACUUGUCUUGAUUACACCACUCAAUGUGGUAUUAUUACAAUGAAUUGUGCAGUAUUGCUUGAAAAUAAAAGUUUGAUAUAU